Messenger RNA from Geodia barretti, 3467 nucleotides. The record is from the annotation of a GenBank genome assembly. Lineage: Eukaryota; Metazoa; Porifera; Demospongiae; Tetractinellida; Geodiidae.
GCUACUGAUUCCGGGCCGUCCCGUUUCAAACGGGGCAGGCUCCAUUAUUAACCGGUUUGUGGGGCUGCAGCAAUUUGCGGAAUGUUCGUUAAUGUGAAUCCACUCGAGCGUGUCUUUGUAGUGGAAUUGGUGAGCGGAAAGAUUACGGAGUUUUGCUAGCCACCAGGCAAGAGCCGAUCAAGAGAGGGGUUGGUCUCUCAAGCUACAGUCUUCCUUUUGUCCGCCGCAAGAAUAGCUGACAUGUCGCUCGACAGAGGCAGCUCCACGCGCAUCUCUCUGAAGAGCAUCACUAAAAGAUUAGGUGUUCGCAGCAAGGACUACAGCAAGGUAGAAGACCUGUACGACACUCGUGUCCCGCUCCACAACGAAGAUGCCUUCACUCACGGGCUCAAGUUCAAGGCAAAAUUCAUAGGAAGUCUGGAGAUCAGUAGACCGACGUGUAAGGUGGACAUCAUCACUGCCAUGAGGAGGAUUCGCUAUGAAUUCAAGGUGAAGGGAAUUCGGAAAAUUCGAUCAAACAUCCUCGUCUCCACCCAGGGUGUAAAAGUCAUCAAGAGAAAGAGAAAGAGGUCCAGAAAACGUUAUACGGAGGAACAGUUGUUUAUCAUGCAGCACCCCAUCUAUCGGAUAUUCUACGUGUCCCACGACUCGCAAGACAUGAAGAUAUUCAGCUACAUCUCCAGAGAGCUUCCCAGCAGCACUUUCCGUUGCAACGUCUUCAAGGCCUACAAGAAGAACAUGGCACUGCACAUUGUGAGGAGUUUGGGCCAAGCUUUCGAUGUCUGUCACCGGCUAAAUCCCAGGCCCAAGAAGACGAAGAAGGAGGGGGAGGAGGGGGAGGGAGAGGGAGAGAAGAAGGCAGAGGAAGGGGAAGGAACAGCUGAUAAUGGUGACGAGAAGGCAGAGCUUGGAGCCGAUCUGUCGGCCGGGUUGAAAGAAAUCUCGCUGGAAGAAGGAGGGAAGAAAACAGAGCCAGCUCCACAAGUCGACCUGAUGGGUCUGGACUUUGACCCCUUUGUUUUCAAUUUCGAGACCCCCGGAAGAGUGGGGGCCACACCCAACGGGGGCCCCCAGAACGGGUUUGACUACUCCAGUUUCCCCGGAGGUGGGGGAGGUGGUGAAGCCGCUGGCUUCCCACCCCUCAUGGUCAGCAACAACCCAUCUGGGUUCCCAGAUCUACCAGCUGGGAGCAACUCUGCCCAGACUCAACUGCAGCUGAUGGGAAGACCACGCCCCCGACCUGCAGGCUCCUCCAACCAACAGAACAUUAUUCAGGAGAAUCCGUUUACUGACACCCUAAGGACAGGGAGUGCCUCACCCACACUCUCCAUUGGCGAGGCAAUCGAUGGUCCAGUAGAGAAGAUGAUCAGUAAUCCGUUUAUGGCUGACCCAGGAGGCCAGCAGGCACAGCAGUGGGAGAUGUACCGCCAGCAGAUGGCGGCACAUAUGCAGCUGAUGCAGGAACAGCUCAAGCAAGAGAAGGCAGCUAGGAUCGAGUCACAGGCAAGCCUCCACAGACACGCACACAUGCACACACAGCUAUAAUCUAUUUCUUCUCCAGGCGAGAGUGGAACAUCUCCACCAGCAGAACAAUCAGCUCCUGACCCACGUCCAGAAGCUGAUGGUGGAACUGGAGAAGCUGCAGUCCCUCCAGAUGGCCCAGCUCCUUGCCAGCGGAGCCGUGCCUCCUACCUCCACCGCCGAACCUUCCUCCUCCUCCCUCCCCGUCAUACUUGAGGCUUCCUCUGAUCAAGAGCCCACUAGCAUCGCCUCCAUCGUUGCUGCACCCCCUGCCGAGACUCCACCCCCUCCACCUGAAGCCACACCCACCACCUCGGAGACACUCCUCUCGACAGCAGCCAGCAGUCCAUCUGCCACGGUUACCUCCACCUCUUCUUCCAGUACCACGACAAUCACAACCACUGACAGUGAGCUCCUUUCCACUCCAUUUGAUGCCCACCAACCUCACGAACAGGAGACUUUCCCACUGAUCCAGCCCAACGAAGAGGGGCUCCCCACUGAAACGAGCACUCCAGUUGCCCCCUCCACCGAGUCUCCCGCCAAGGUGGAAAACGAGGGGGACACCCCAGAAUUCCCCCUUUUCUCUGACACUGCCAACCUGCCUACAAAUGACCCUUUUGCUCCCCAAUAGCAACAUGACAUAUGAUUACAGCUGUGAUAAUUAUUGUGACCACGUAGUGCUAAAGUGAACAAGCUAUUUUAGAUAUACUAUCGCUACACUAUCUUUUUUAAUACCUUUUUAUUGCCAUUUUGUACAAUAAUAAUAUUAUGGUGAUUCUUUUUGUACAAACCGUGUUGCAUUCUUGUCACCAAAACACCUGUUUUUUUAUCAAUAAUUCCACAAUUGCGUGCCAAUUGGUUGAGACGCGCCGUAACUAUUCUUAAAUCUUGGAGUUGAAGGGGAAAAUCUCAGGCGGUUUUGUAAAGCUAUGUCAUACUGCUGUAGUUCCUCAUGUUGCGGGUCUUCUUGAGAAAAUAGGACCCUUCUGUAGCUCUCUGGCUUGGUCGUCGGUUGCUGCUGGCAACGGUAGCCUUCUCGUCCUCACUCCCGCCACCAACCAGGUCUGAAGAGGAAGACCUGCUCCCGGAGUCAAUUCCAACGUUUCGGGGUGGAGUUCUGGAGUUGGGGGAAUUGGUGGAGUAGUUCUCGGGGUGUAAGAGGCGGUCGGGAAUGUCUGGAGUAGAGGAAUUGUCUGAUUGGACGCUCAGGGUGCUCCUUCUGGCUGUUGGCUCUCUAACGACGGGGACGAUGAUUACAAUCCCCCGCCACUUGAGGAUGAGGUACACCACGUAAACAGAGAUGUAGAGAAGAGGAAGGAAACCGAGAGCGUAGUUUAUCGCAAACAGUGCGCGAUUCAUUUCACCGUCUAUGUAAGAGUUGACAAAGUUUGCAAAACUGAAGCUGUUCAUGAGGGCGAGGAGAGAGAAAACGCUCAAAUCGACCUUGUUGAAGAAGGCUUCCUUGUAUGGCUUCACGAGGGCAAACACGAGCACGGCCGCAGUGCAGAGAAUCUGCUGCAUAAGCAACUGAAUGACCAGCGACGUCUCCACAGCGUAGAUCAAGAGCAGGACGACGCGCAGGGUGAGGUAGAGCCCUGAAAAAUAGCGGUAGUCUCUGUUAUUGUUGGUGUGGUUCUUGAAGCAGCCCUGGAAGGCGUCGGCAAAAGUGUGGACCGUCUGCCAGGAACGUCUAGAGCACCGGUUGAGGCAGCGCUGGAAAACCUUUGUGGGGUAGAGGAAGAGGAAGAGAGGAGGCACCAGAACAAAGACCACGCCGAGAAAAAGUGCCAGCAGCCCCAAAGGAAGAUGAGGGCCCCUGAAAAAGGAGUACUGAGGGUCAAAGUAGAACAACAAUUCUCCUGUCUCCGAGCGUCUGUCGUGGAAGACAUAGUACUCUCGGGUGGGUGUCAGCAGAGAAAUGGUGAUGACAGUGACCUUUGUGUAGG